CACUUCCUGACAAAGAUAAAAAUCGGUCCAGGUUUGAAGACUUCCACCUGCUCAUUGACUUCGAGUCCGCGAUGCCUAAAGCACAAUCCUCUAACUCUCUUCCCGUAGCAAAGACGAGAUCCUCUCAUUCUCUCCCGACGCCUAAGGCGCGAUCUUCCCGCCAUCUCGUACUGCCCAGUCUCGAUCUACCCGGCGCCAAACGCGAAUUGCAAAGCCCUUUCACGUACAAAGCCAGGCCCAAGCGUAGCGAGAUUACAUCGUACCUGAAGAACUUAGAGCCAUUUGACACACUUCCCCGACUUCUCAUACCCACGAGCAGCGUUCCGUACAGACCACCUACUAUGUGCUACGGAUGGCGCGCCCCGCGGGCCACUCUAUUCCAGUUUGCACGCGAUCACAAGCUGCUGGAUCGCUCUGGUGGGAAAGUCAGCGAGAUCAGUUCUAUCAUACGCUCGUUCCCCGCUUUCAAGGAGGAGCAUUGGCCCUCGAUACACAAAGACUUUGUACAGCUGGAGUGGACAAUGCUGGGUCCUCGGGACGAUACACGAUUGUUGGUCGCAGUCUAUACCAACUUCGAUUUGAAGCGGGAAGACUUGCCGGACGAGGAUGAUGUGGAGAGCGUCCGGGCAGCCCUCGGGGUCGAAGGGCCACCUCGGUGGCACCUUGCUGGCGAUUACUGGGGUUGGCGGCACUGGUCAGAGUAGUGGGCCGUUGCUUGGCUCUUAUACCUUCAUUCAUGUCCCGUCGCAUUGUCACAACUCUCACCAUACUGUCACCGACUACACAUAGUUUGUAUCAUAGAACUCAUUGUCAUAUUGUAUGUACCGGAUACUGGAUUGCUUCUGCUUGUUCAUUGUGCGUGUGUAUGACUGCAGUUACUAGCAGUGUGUACGUCGUUGGAUCUACUUUUGCUGACC
This is a messenger RNA of Fomitopsis serialis, 917 nucleotides long. RefSeq lists its product as uncharacterized. The transcript has 4 exons. The record is from RefSeq and is a predicted model, not a curated record. The coding region runs from base 72 to 704 and encodes 210 amino acids. Lineage: Eukaryota; Fungi; Basidiomycota; Agaricomycetes; Polyporales; Fomitopsidaceae.